UCCCCGUCUACCCCCCUCCCCCUGCGGGAGUCGCGGAGCUGCUGGCCUGAGCUGGGUUAGAGGGGACCCCCAAGCUCGGUGGGGAAUACGAGCUGGGGCGGCGCCUGAGCCGGGCGGCGAGCUAGGUGGGCGGCGGCGUGCGGCGCCGUUGAGGGCGCUGCCCCGCGCGCUCCCAGGCCGCCCCGGGCCCUGGGCUCUCGAUAGGAGGAUCAGCGCCCGGGGCCGACGAGUAGGGCAAGCGGGGCGCUGCCGUGGCUGGAGCCCAACGUGGGGUCUCGAGACGUAGGGACUGAGGCUUGGGGCGCUACCUGCCCGAGCGGAGAUCCGGGUUUACCAAGCGCGGGGACGCAGGGCCCUGACGCGGGUGAGGCGGUCGCGGGAGCAUGAGCGGGCAGCGGGUGGACGUCAAGGUGGUGAUGCUGGGCAAGGAAUACGUGGGCAAGACGAGCCUGGUGGAGCGAUACGUGCACGACCGCUUCCUGGUGGGGCCCUACCAGAACACCAUCGGGGCCGCCUUCGUGGCCAAGGUGAUGUCUGUCGGAGACCGGACGGUGACUUUGGGUAUUUGGGACACAGCAGGCUCUGAGCGCUACGAGGCUAUGAGCCGAAUCUACUAUCGGGGAGCCAAGGCUGCCAUCGUCUGCUACGACCUCACGGAUAGCAGCAGCUUUGAGCGGGCAAAGUUCUGGGUGAAGGAACUGCGCAACAUGGAGGAGGGCUGCCAGAUCUACCUGUGUGGCACCAAGAGUGACCUGCUGGAGGAGGACAGGCGGCGUCGACGUGUGGAUUUCCACGAUGUCCAGGACUAUGCAGACAAUAUCAAAGCUCAGCUCUUUGAAACAUCCAGCAAGACAGGCCAGAGUGUGGACGAGCUCUUCCAGAAAGUGGCAGAGGAUUACGUCAGCGUGGCCUCCUUCCAGGUGAUGACAGAGGACAAGAGUGUGGAUCUGAGCCAGAAGGCAAACCCCUACUUCUACAGCUGUUGUCACCACUGAAUCACCACUCACUUGGCCUGGGGGGAUCAGAGGAAUUCCCCAAGGGGCUGGACUUAGCUCUGGUCUGGGCUCAGGUGGGCAAAUGUGAGCGACCCCAAGUCCCAUGGCAGCAGGGGUAGUGCCUGUCUGUGCUGGCCCACGGGGCGGAUACAGCAUUGGGCUGACUGACGGGCAUCAGGAGGGUGAGGGCGGAUUUGGAUGCCAGGUCUCUGUCCUGGACAGCACGUGUGUCUGCAGACUGAGUAGCUUCUGAUUUGUAAAUAAAAUCAAUGCACUGUGA
This is a messenger RNA of Pteronotus mesoamericanus, 1275 nucleotides long. It is a transcript of the gene RAB24, whose product is annotated as RAB24, member RAS oncogene family. The coding region runs from base 384 to 995 and encodes 203 amino acids. Gene Ontology annotation, cellular component: Golgi apparatus; endosome. The record is from RefSeq and is a predicted model, not a curated record. NCBI's taxonomy places the organism in Eukaryota, Metazoa, Chordata, Mammalia, Chiroptera, Mormoopidae. The transcript has 8 exons. Gene Ontology annotation, molecular function: GTP binding; GTPase activity.